Molecule: messenger RNA, 1656 nt
Organism: Paramormyrops kingsleyae
Lineage: Eukaryota; Metazoa; Chordata; Actinopteri; Osteoglossiformes; Mormyridae
Source: RefSeq, a predicted model, not a curated record
GGUGCUGGAAGCUGCUCGAUUUCAACAGUGUGAAAAGAUACCAGAUACUCAUAAACGAGAUACUAUUCAUGUGCAAUUUUAUUUGCAAAGGCUCUAUAGUAGUGUGAAUGUGGCGGUGUAAAGGUUGCUCAGUAGAAGUUUGCAGCAGAUUGGCACUACUAAACCAUUAUAAAGCCAAGCAUCCUCAUUUUGGACGUACAAGCCGUUAUCCAUAUUAAGACGUACAUAAUGACGCAUGCUCCAGCCAUUCUUAAAGUGAUCCUGGGCAAUAACAGCAGUCAAAGACUGAACUUUCAAAAUGGACUUCCAGAUUCUGUCAGUGAACUUGUGACCGAGGUACAAAGACAGUGUGGCAUUAAAACUAACUUCAGGCUUCAGUUUAUGGAUGCACUAUUUGAAAAUGAGUUCCUGAACCUCACUUCAGUUGAUGAAAUACAGGACAGAGGGACAAUCAAAAUAGUCCCCAUGACAGAGGCUUCAGCUUUGCAAUGUGCUGAUAUCCCUUCAACUUCAGAGACUGUUUUUUGUCCCCCCUUAGUGGAUGAAACCUCAUCCAUGUUUAGUGUGUGCGUUGACACUAACCCACUUUCCACAACAGAGUCCGAGACAUCUACUUCUAGACAAUUUUGGCCUACCAUCUUCCAUGUCCCUCAGUUUUCCUUUGAUGCAGAGCUGAAACUUCAGCGAGGCAAUGCAGCAUACAAAGAGAUGGGUACAUUUCUUAUUCCAGAUCUUAAAUUGAAGUCAAACAUUCUUGAAGGCCUGGUUCAAGAAAUUGUCAAAUACAAAGUUUAUGCCACUGAUAAGGAGUUCAACGUCGUUGGGGAGGCCCUUAUCUCUAAACAUCCUUGUCUCAAGGAGAAAGGCUCCCUGACCGGAUACGCUGGUUGGAAAGCUAGCUUAAAGAAUAAACUUGCAAUUUACCGCACUCAUUUGAGAAAACUGGGAUGCCCUGAGGUACUUGUAAAUUCUUUGAAGCACAAACCAGCAGAUAAAGCAAAUGCUGCUGUGGCCAUCAAAAAACCACGGCGUUCUGAAGUAAACUACUGCCCCCCUCAUCCCAUCGGAGAAUCUGAUGAGAGCCUGGAGAAUCUGAGAGUGGCACUUCUUUCCGAGGUGAAGAAAAACAACAACAGGGAGGUGAUUAGGAUGAAAAUGGAGAAGACAUUUUCCCAUAGAAGAUAUGAAGUGGUUCGUCACACACCCAUGAUCCAAGACUUCAAGGCAAGAUGGCCAGCUCUCUUUGAUAUAAAUGCUGAGUUUAAGCGCAUCACCACCAUGGCCCUGCAGUCCAGAUUUUUGUCACAGAUCGAUAUUCUGUCUGACAAACUUCUAAAGGUAUUUCAGAAGCGAGGAGGGCAAAGAAGACUGCAGACCAUCAUGGAACCCAUGGCUCAAGAUGAUGAUGUCGAUGCUGGGCGCGAGUGUAUUAUCAAGGGGCUUUGCGUAUACCUCAACGAGGACCCAGACAAUAUGGUGAAAGAGUAUGUGACUGUCCGCGUACAACAGUGUAUGCGCAAGAAGAAUGCUGAAAGAGUGCAAGUCAAUUGGUGGCCUUGCACGAGCCCUCCUGAUGAUGAAAAUGACUUAAAGGCCAAAGUAUACUUCAACCAUAUGCAUUAAGCUGGCACGGCUUUUGCUGUAGGCAAGUUUGUU